This is a messenger RNA of Populus euphratica (Euphrates poplar), 6555 nucleotides long. Its product is annotated as putative 1-phosphatidylinositol-3-phosphate 5-kinase FAB1C. The record is from RefSeq and is a predicted model, not a curated record. Gene Ontology annotation, biological process: phosphatidylinositol phosphate biosynthetic process. Gene Ontology annotation, molecular function: 1-phosphatidylinositol-3-phosphate 5-kinase activity; ATP binding. The transcript is spliced from 11 exons. The coding region runs from base 1000 to 6270 and encodes 1756 amino acids. Gene Ontology annotation, cellular component: endosome membrane. NCBI's taxonomy places the organism in Eukaryota, Viridiplantae, Streptophyta, Magnoliopsida, Malpighiales, Salicaceae.
CCCUGCCACAGCCACCCAAUAAGAGAAGAGAGACAAAUUACAACCAAUAUUAUUAUAAACCCUAAUCCAAAAUCCAAAUUCCAAGUACUUGAACAGACUUGAACAGAGAGAGAGUAUUCAGAGAGAGAGGGUGGGCUACCUUUACUUUAAGUUCUUGAAAGAAAAAAGAAAAAAGAAAACAAAAGAAAAGAGGAGAGACACAUGCAGCACCAUUUUUAUUAAAGAAAGUGGAGAGAGGAUAAUAAUAACAAGAAAAAGAAGAAAGGCAAGGAGAGAAGGUGGUGGUGUUGCUAGGAGAAGUAAUAGUGAUAGAUAGCAGAAGAAGUGCAGAAUAAGAGAAGAGAAUUAGUAAUAUUAUUAUUAAUCGAGAUGCGUGCACAAAAUAUUAUUAAAAAUAAAUCUGACAAUUCGUCCUCCUCCUCCUUCUCCGUACUCCUCCUAUUUCUACUUUUGAUCCUCAUUUUGCCCAGUAUCUAACUCUGUCGCUGUUUUCUUGGAUUUUGAUUCUUUUUCUUCAUAUGCUUGAAUCGAUCUGCGGAUGCAUUCUUGAUGGAUCAGGUAUCAGUUAGUAAAAUAUUUCUUGUGCUUCCUUUUGCUGCUGCUGUUUAAGGGGAUCUUUUUUGUUGCUAUAAUGAUGUUAACUUUAAUUGUGGUGUAAAUACUGGUAAACAGGUGUCAGAUUUGUGAGUGGCUAUUAUUUUUCUUGUUGUUAGGAUUCCAUACCCCUCCCUGGAUAUAUUUUGUGAUUCUCGGAGGAUUUUCUUAAUUUCUUUCUCCUUUCUUUCUUGAUUUCUUCUUAAUUACAUUUAAAAUGUCAAAAUAUCAUACAAAUUAAUCAGUCCCACCUUUUUUUCCUUCUUGCGGGGGUUUCAACUUUAGUCAACUCAGUUCAUUUCUUGAUUAUCUUUCCAAAUUCCCUCUAAAUUCUCCUAAAGUCAAAGAAGAGUUUUCUUUUAGUAGUGGGGUGUCGUGAUUUAAAUUGGAUUGGUUUUGCUUUCUAUGGGAAUACCUGAUUCUUCUCUAUUCUAUCUACUACACAAAGUUAGGUCUUGGAUUUCUUGGGGAGCAAGUGAUCUUUCACCAUCUUGUUUGUCUGCUAACUUCGAGAUGUCUAAUAACGAUACCGUCAACAUGUGUAGUGAGUGUGAUUCAAAUAAUAACCAGUUUUCUAACGGAUACCGUUGCCAAAGUUGUGGUAAGUGGUCAUGUUUCAAUUGUAUGAGAGGGUACCAAUCUAAUGUUGUGAACUGCAACGGUGAUUUUGGGGAGGUUAUCAAAUACUGUAAGUUUUGUAAUGGGGUUACUGUGAAACGUGAUGGUGGAAGGAAGAAUAAUGAGAAAGUACAUCCUACUGACUCUCCAAGAGGGAGCCCCGAGCCACCUUCACCUUCUUUUGAUGCUGCAUCGAUCCAGAGUGAUCAUCUUGCCCACUAUCUUGAAUCCAGGGAUUGUGGGUUUUCUCCUAAUACAAUAACCUCCAGGAGUAUGACUUCUUUUAGUGCUCACCCGUCUCCCGUUUCUGUUCGUCGUUCAUCAAGCAGGAGUGAUGAGGACGAAGCAGGGGAUUCUGGGAAGCUCUUUUACAGCCCAUUGAGUGAGUACUCUCAUGAUAUUUCGGGUAUAGAUUCAACUAGUGUUAGUGCCAGGCUUGAGUUUUGCAAUUGUAAGUCAGUGGGAUCGAGUCCUUUAGACAGCCCGUCUAGGAUUGAUUUUAGUUCCUAUAGAGUUGGGCAUACUGUACAGAGGGGGCGAGAAGGAAGCUCAUUGUCUCAAAGUGACGGUCCCUUUGAUAAAGAAAAUAUGGUAAUUUUAAGAAGGCCUGAUAAAAGGACCGAGGAUCCAGAGAAUGCUGAUGAUUACUCUGAUGAUGUGUCAGUGUUGAGGGAUCACUAUGACAAGUCCCAAAAGCCACUGGAUUUUGAAAGCAAUGGUCUUAUCUGGUUUCCCCCACCCCCCGAGGAUGAAAAUGACGAAACAGAGAGUAGUUUCUUCACAUAUGAUGACGAAGAUGAUGAUAUCGGGGAUUCUUCUGCAAUUUUCUUACCAAGUAGUAGCCUCUCUUGUACGUUUCCAUCAAAGGAAAAUCAGAAUGAGAUUAACAAGGACCCUCUUAAAGCUGUGAUACAGGGGCAUUUUAGGGCUCUUGUAGCGCAGCUUUUACAGGGAGAAGGUAUCAAAGCCAGCAAGGAGGAAACCAAUGAAGAAUGGCUUGACAUAGUCACAACAAUUGCAUGGCAAGCUGCGAAUUUUGUAAAACCAGAUACCAGCAGAGGAGGCAGUAUGGAUCCGGUUGACUAUGUAAAGGUUAAAUGUAUAGCAUCAGGAAAUCCAAGUGAUAGCACUCUUGUAAAGGGGGUAGUUUGUACAAAAAAUAUAAAGCACAAGCGCAUGACCACACAAUACAAAAAUCCCAGAUUACUUCUUCUAGGAGGAGCGCUUGAAUAUCAAAGUGUUGUGAAUCAGCUGGCAUCUUUCAAUACAUUAGUGCAAAAGGAAAAUGAUCAUCUCAAGCUGAUCAUGUCGAAAAUAGAGGCUCUUCGCCCAAAUGUUCUUCUGGUUGAGAAAAGCGUAUCUCCAUUUGCCCAAGAAUAUCUAUUGGGAAAGGAAAUUUCCUUGGUGCUUAAUGUGAAAAGGCCUUUACUGGCACGUAUAGCUCAGUGCACUGGUGCUUAUAUUAUUCCAUCGUUUGAGAAUAUUUCUACCACACGACUGGGACACUGCGAACUAUUCAGGGUAGAGAGAGUGUUUGAAGAACAUGAGACUAGCAAUCAGUUCAACAAAAAGCCAUCUAAAACAUUGAUGUUUUUUGAAGGGUGUCCAAGGCGUUUAGGUUGCACGGUCCUGCUGAGGGGUACAUGUCGUGAAGAGCUAAAGAAGGUUAAGCAUGUUAUUCAAUAUGCUGUUUUUGCUGCCUAUCACUUGUCCCUUGAGACUUCUUUCCUUGCUGAUGAGGGUGCAAGUCUUCCUAAGCAGACAGUUAGACCCUUGAUUGCUAUUCCUGAGAGGACAGCAGCAGAUGAAUCCAUUUCAGUUAUAUCUCCAAUAACUCACCAUGCUGAAGUUGCUUUGUCUGCUCAAGAUAAUGAUGGAUCACUGGGUGUUAAACCAGAGCAUGAAGGAUCAGAAUCGUUGACUGGGGACCUUGAUGCUGGUGUCAUUCCUCCCUUAUCUCCACAUUCUGUCACUUGUAAGUCCGGAAAUGAACUCUCUAUGGCAUACCUUGGUGAUUUAGUGUCGGAUGUGGGAAGAUUGGAUUCAUUUUCCAUAAGUCAAUGUGAGGGUCUAAAGAUUUCUGUUGUGCCUCCUCCUGGUAUCAAUAGUCUUUCACUACCAGAACUACAAGAUAUGAUGGCUCAAGAGGGGGGGCAACAUUUGGAGGCUCGUGAGUUAGUACAACCUGAGAAGAUUGAUGAAGAUGAAGUUUCCAGUGAAUACUUCUCUGCCACUGACACAUACCAGAGCAUAUUAGUAUCAUUUUCAAGCCGUUGUGUGCUGAAAGGAACUGUAUGCGAACGCUCACGGCUUCUGCGCAUAAAAUUCUAUGGAUCUUUUGAUAAGCCACUUGGAAGAUAUCUUCGUGAUGAUCUGUUUAAUCAGAAAUCAUGCUGUAAGUCAUGUAAGGAGCUAGCUGAAGCACAUGUUCUGUGUUUCACUCAUCAGCAGGGCAAUCUUACAAUCAAUGUUAGAUCCCUUUCUUCUGUAAAACUACCUGGAGAACGUGAUGGUAAGAUAUGGAUGUGGCACCGAUGCCUAAGGUGUGCUCACAUAGAUGGAGUCCCGCCAGCAACUCAUAGAGUUGUUAUGUCAGCUGCUGCCUGGGGACUUUCUUUUGGAAAGUUUUUGGAACUGAGCUUUUCAAACCACGCAACUGCCAAUCGUGUUGCACCCUGUGGUCAUUCAUUGCAGAGAGACUGUCUUAGAUUCUAUGGGUUUGGGAGCAUGGUUGCGUUCUUCCGGUACUCCCCUAUUGAUAUUUUGAAUGUCCAUUUGCCACCUUCAGUGCUUGAAUUCAACAGCACCAUUCAGCAUGAGUGGAUAAGGAAAGAGGCAUCUGAGCUCUUGGGCAAAAUGGAAACCUUCUAUGGUGAGAUAUCUGGUGUGCUUGACAGCAUGGAACAGAGAAGUAAAUAUUUUGGAGGUGAAUUGUCAGAUACCAAUGAGUUACAGAGUUACAUCAUGGAGCUGAAAGAUCAACUCUUGAAGGAAAAGGAUGAUUACAAUGUCAUGCUACAACUGGCUGUUAUGGAGAGUUCAGAUCAGACUGUCGUUGACAUUUUAGAACUCAAUCGCUUAAGACGUGCUCUUCUAAUUGGUUCUCAUGUUUGGGAUCAGAAGCUUUUUUCACUGGACUCUGUCCUUAAAACAAAUUCUCUCAUUAAGGCUAAAGAAGGUGGGGUGUCUUAUACUGAGCUCAAAGAUUUCAGAAAUGAUAUAUUUUGCAAGGAUAGCAAGUUUGACCGUGAUCAUGAAGAAAAUAUCUCUGGGUAUUCAAAAUCAAAAGAGAUUGUUUGGAAUGAUUUUCAGUCAGAGAAGAAAGAAACAAGUCCUUCCUUCGAAAUUUUUUUACCUGAGCAUUCAUUGCUGCCACUUCAUCAUAACACAGAGGAUGAAGUGCACGCAGAUGGGGAAACUGUGAAUAAGACAUUCUUUAAUGACAUCCCUUCCCAUGCAUCCAAUCUCUCUGACAGAAUUGAUUCUGCAUGGACAGGUACCAAUCAACUUCCAAUUAAAGUUCAACCUCUACAUGCACCGCAGGCAGAGGCAGAUGGAUUCCAACCUGGGUCUGUCAGGCAGCCAAAUUUGUAUGAUAAUCCUCCUUUUAGAAGGAUGAUGGCACCAUUGAGAGUUCAUUCUUUUGAUUCUGCAUUGAGAGUCCAAGAAAGGAUUCAGAAAGGGUUGCCUCCUUCAUUGCAUUUGUCAACUAUCAGAUCAUUCCAUGCAUCUGGAGACUACAGGAGUAUGCUGAGAGAUCCUGUUUCAGUGAUGAGGACUUAUUCCCAGACAUUGCCACUGGAAGCACAGAAGUUGAAUUUAAUUCCCAAUUCCACGGGCACCUUGAUCUCUUCUGCUGCUAAUAUGGCUGGAGGAGCUCGGUUACUGCUACCAAUGAGGACCAGCAGUGAUAUAGUUAUAGGUGUGUAUGACAAUGAUCCUGCAAGUGUAGUUUCAUAUGCCCUCAGUUCCAAGGAAUAUGAGGAUUGGGUUACUGAUAGUUCAAAUGAGAAUGGAGGAAUCUGGAGUACAUUUGAGCGGAGUAAAGAAGCUUCUGCAGCUUCCUCUUUUACAGCCUGGCAGUCUUUUGGUUCUGUGGACUUGGAUCAUAUCAGUUAUGGAGGUUAUGGGUCUGAAGAUCCUUCAUCAUCCUUGGGUAACUUGUUUAUGGUUUCAAAAAAAUCUCCACAUCUGACAAUUUCUUAUGGGGAUGAUUCUUCCUUUGCUGGAGGCAAAGUGAAGUUUUCUGUUACUUGUUAUUUUGCGAAGCAGUUUGACUCUCUUCGGAAGAAAUGCUGCCCUAGUGAUGUAGAUUUUGUUCGUUCACUGAGUCGCUGCCAGAAGUGGAGUGCUCAAGGAGGGAAAAGCAAUGUAUACUUUGCCAAGUCAUUGGAUGAGAGAUUCAUCAUAAAACAAAUAAAAAAGACCGAGUUGGAGUCCUUUGAGGAAUUUGCACUGGAAUAUUUCAAGUAUCUGACUGAUUCUCUCAAAUCAGGGAGCCCAACUUGCUUAGCAAAAAUUCUUGGUAUUUAUCAGGUUACUGUAAAGCACUUGGGAGGUGGCAAGGAAACAAAAAUGGAUUUAAUGGUGAUGGAAAACCUCUUUUUUAACAGAAAUAUUGCUAGAGUUUAUGAUCUUAAGGGCUCUUCUCGAUCCCGCUAUAAUCCAGACACAUCUGGGCCCAACAAGGUCUUACUUGAUAUGAAUCUGGUGGAAACACUGCGUACAGAUCCCAUAUUUCUUGGAAGUAAGGCAAAGAGAAGCCUUGAGAGAGCUAUAUGGAAUGACACAUCAUUUUUAGCGUCUGUUGAUGUUAUGGACUACUCUUUGCUCGUUGGAGUGGAUGAUGAGCGGAAGGAGCUGGUUUUAGGUAUCAUUGAUUUCAUGAGACAGUACACAUGGGACAAGCAUUUGGAGACGUGGGUCAAGGCAUCUGGAAUCCUCGGCGGUCCAAAAAAUGCUUCCCCAACAAUUGUUUCUCCAAAACAAUACAAGAAAAGAUUCCGAAAAGCAAUGACUUCAUACUUUCUCACAGUUCCUGAUCAAUGGUCUUCAUGAACUGAAUCAUUGCAUUCUUUUCAUUCAUAAUCAUUUGUUCAUUAAUAAGGCAAUAGGAUUAUAGUUAGAGAGAUGAGGGGGAAGGAUGCAAUCCAGUCCCAGCAAUGUUUUUUCCUUUUGUUUUUUUGGGUGAAAUCUUGUAUACGAGGGAAUAGAAAUUCCUUGUAGAGAGGUCUUUGUACAUCUUUUUAUACAUGUGCAAUUGUCACCUCGAAGAAGAAACCUCAAAUAUACUUUGUACUAUGAUCCUUUUCCUUUGAUGGCAAGAAUAGCUGGUAAACUUGA